Molecule: messenger RNA, 1179 nt
Organism: Nothoprocta perdicaria
Lineage: Eukaryota; Metazoa; Chordata; Aves; Tinamiformes; Tinamidae
Gene: GATA5
Product: GATA binding protein 5
Exons: 6
Coding region: 1-1179 (392 amino acids)
Biological process (GO): cell fate commitment; positive regulation of transcription by RNA polymerase II; negative regulation of transcription by RNA polymerase II
Cellular component (GO): nucleus
Molecular function (GO): DNA-binding transcription factor activity, RNA polymerase II-specific; zinc ion binding; RNA polymerase II cis-regulatory region sequence-specific DNA binding
Source: RefSeq, a predicted model, not a curated record
AUGUAUCAGGGCCUGGCCCUCGCCCCCAACCAUGGCCAGCCGCCCUAUUCCCACGACUCCGGCAGCUUCCUGCACUCGUCGGCCGCCUCGCCUGUCUACGUGCCCAGCACGCGGGUGCCCUCGGUGCUCCAGACGCUGCCCUACCUGCAGAGCUGCGAGCCGCACCAGAGCCCGCUGGGCACCCCGCCGGGCUGGCCGCAGGGCGCCGCCGAGCCCGCCGCCUUCAACGGCGGCAGCGCCCACGCGCCCUCGGGCUUCUCGUACCCGCACAGCCCCGCGGGCAGCAGCCCCUCGGGCCGCGACGGCGCCUACCAGGGGUCCCUGCUGCUGGGCGGCGGGGGCCGCGAGCAGUUCGGCAACGCCUUGGUGCGCUCCGUCAACGGCUCCUACUCCAGCGCCUACCCCGCCUACGUGACCCCCGACAUCCCUCCCUCCUGGACGGCUGGACACUUUGAGAGCAGCGUGCUGCACAGCCUGCAGACCAGGCAGGCGGCCUUGCCCGGCCGCAGAUCCACUUUCGAGUACCUGGAGGAGUUUCCUGGGGACGGCAGGGAGUGCGUCAACUGCGGGGCCAUGUCCACGCCGCUCUGGAGGAAGGACGGCACCGGCCACUACCUGUGCAACGCCUGCGGGCUCUACCACAAAAUGAACGGCAUCAACCGGCCGCUCAAGCCACAGAAGAGGCUGUCGUCGUCGCGGCGCGCCGGGCUCUGCUGCACUAACUGCCACACCACCAACACCACGCUCUGGAGGAGGAAUGCCGAGGGGGAGCCCGUCUGCAACGCCUGCGGCCUCUACAUGAAGCUGCACGGGGUGCCGCGGCCUCUGGCCAUGAAAAAGGAAAGUAUCCAGACCAGGAAACGGAAGCCUAAGAACAUCACCAAAGGCAAAAGCUCCACAGGGUCUACGACUUCGGCCACCAACUCCCCUUCUUCCAUUACCACCUCAGACAGCACGGUCACUUUAAAGUCAGAGCCCAGUGCCACCUCGCAGUACCCCGGACAAGGCGUCGUGUCCGUGUCCCAGGCGCCUGGGCAGCCGGAGGACGCGCUGGCCGCCGCCGGGGACUUCAAGUUCGAGGCGGAGGAUUACGGCUUCGCGGCGGGCAGCGCGGCGCAGCCCGCGGGGCUCAGCGUCCCGCUCCGGCAGGACUCCUGGUGCGCGCUGGCCCUCGCCUAG